AUGUCUCUGGCAAACUAUGCACCAUCACAAUUGCUGCCUGUCUGCGAGGGCAUGUGGACAUCGGUCCAUCCAGCCAAGGGCCACGAACAGGAGCAGCAGCAGCGCCAAAUGUCUGACGGAGCAGCAUCAGUGGACAAUGCUAACAUCCUUGUGCAACACAGUCCGGAGCGUCCCAACAGCCAUGAGCUCGAGCAAGCUGUCUCGUCCGCCGCUUCCGUUGAGCAGAGCAUCCUGCAUCAGACCAGCCACGAUCCCAAGCAGGUUGAGUCGUCCACCGCAUCGGCUGAGCACAGCACCCAGGAUGGCGAGUCUUCUGGCUCUCCUCACGGGGGCUUCACAUGGAGGUCUUCCUCUGAGUACUGGGAGAAGCAGAUGCCCCACGAGCCGACACUGCGCAUCCACCGCGAUGCCCCAGACGUCCUGUUCGGAGACUCAAGUCAACUGCCCAAAGACUUACCAAAGCCAGCUACAUCAAGGUCGUCAUUCAGAACGUCGCUAGGAACGCUCGCGCAGCAGACAAAGUCAUCCAUCGGUCUCGCCCUCAGCUCGUCUAUGGACCUUCCUCCCCCCACCACCACCACGCGCGAGGCCGUCACCACCCCCGUUGUCAUAAGCCCCAUACGCUCUAUGCAGCGUCAAGGUGUUCGAAACUUCUCGACACCGACGAGACGCCCGGCACGCCCAGCACAGACUGGUGGCGAUGUCGCUCCUAUCGCUAACGAGAUCACUCCGGUCACUGAUGGGAUCGCCCCCAUCGCCAACGAGACCGCUCCUAUCGUGGAUGAGAUCACACCAGCCGCGCCGACAGAGAACGCAGCCGAUCCCGAUUCAGACGGCGAGCAGAUCGACUUCUGGGCCGCACUGAACGAGACGGCACCGCAAGAGAAGAAGAAGAGAGCCCGUGGCGUAGGCUUCAUGACAGCAACGACCAGCUUCGCCGGCAGAGUCUCGGAGCGCAAGAGCAUCAGCGACCUCAAGCUCAAGGCCAAGCAGAGCCUGCGCAGCCUCUUCAGCAAGGACGAAGAGAGCUCCUCGGAGCCAAAACGCUCCCUCACCACCACCACCCGCACGCUCGCCCGCCGCCUCUCCCGCAACUUCUCGCGCGUGCACAUUCCCGCCGUGCCCGCAGACGAGCUUCGAAACCUCGAGCAACUGACCCGCCGCCAGUCCGCGCUGACGCUGACGGCGCUCGCACUGACGCCCGAGCCGCUGGCUCACUACACGGUGCAGACGGCGGCGACCGUCAACCACAUCGUCGCCAGCAUCGCCGCCGCCACGACCACGGGCGCCCAAGCCCACCGCCUCGCCAGCAUCGCGGGCGCGCUGCUCGACAUGGUCGAGAUCGGAAGGGAGAACGAGGAGAUGAGGCAGAUGGCCUUCCAGGCGCAGCUGGAGGUCCUGGCGGGGAGUGAGCGGCUGGGUCACGUGAAGGCUAGGCUGGAGACCCUGUUGCAGGGCGAGUUCGAGGACCCGGUGAUGAGGGGCCUCAUGGACCGUCUGGGGGAUCUGGUCUAG
Molecule: messenger RNA, 1515 nt
Organism: Parastagonospora nodorum SN15
Lineage: Eukaryota; Fungi; Ascomycota; Dothideomycetes; Pleosporales; Phaeosphaeriaceae
Exons: 2
Coding region: 1-1515 (504 amino acids)
Source: RefSeq, a predicted model, not a curated record